AUGAAUAGGAGAGCCCCUCGUUUCUUUUCUCGCCAACCAGAACAGUUCGGAGGCAAAAUUCCCUUCAUUGUAACCGACAUUAUUGAUGAACUCCGCAAGCAAAACGCCACAGAUGCAGAAGGAAUUUUCAGAUUAAGUGGAUCCGCUGCACAAGUAACAGAACUUCUUCUGGAACUUGAUUCAGGAAGAGUUAAGGACUGGUCAAAGUAUAAUAGCGUACACACAAUUGCUUGCACCUUAAAGAAAUAUUUCAGAGAAAUGAUACCAAACUAUCCAUUGUUCCCACAUUCUAUAUAUGGAGAUCUUCAAGAUGCAUCAAAUCAAGCUAACAAACAAAUUAUGAUUGAAAAAUACAAAGCCAGUUUCGAAAAAUUAUCAAAACCAAGACAACUUACGAUUGCUUACUUAUUUAAAUACAUCCUUGAGAUCGAAGAAAAUAAAGCAAAGAACAAGAUGAAUGCAGUUAAUCUUGCUAUCGUUUUCUCACAAAAUCUUCUUUGUUCACUUGAUACAAGCAAAGAGGCAACACUCAUCAACAAUGCUAUUCAAAACAAGAUUAUACAGACUCUUAUUGACGUCGGCCAUCAAGUUUUCGACGAUAUUAACACAGAUGGCGCAAUUCUUACUGAUGAUGACAUGCCAAUUAUUGCCAUCCCACCAGUUCCUAAAUCCGAUAUCGAAAAGUUCAUUAUGCUCAGAGAUAUUCGAAGAAGGUCUUAUAUCCCGUACAUUCCGGCCGAUAUGUUCCGCGAUCCAAGAUUUGUAAGACCAACUAGAACUGUUGUCUUCGACAAAGUUACUAAGAAAGAAAAGGACACAAAUAUGAAAUUAAAUGAAGGUUUAGGUUCAACUGAUCAGAUUGUAUGGAACAACAGCGCUGUUUAG
This is a messenger RNA of Trichomonas vaginalis G3, 885 nucleotides long. Its product is annotated as GTPase activator protein. Gene Ontology annotation, biological process: small GTPase-mediated signal transduction. The coding region runs from base 1 to 885 and encodes 294 amino acids. Gene Ontology annotation, cellular component: cytoplasm. The transcript has a single exon. Gene Ontology annotation, molecular function: GTPase activator activity. Lineage: Eukaryota; Parabasalia; Trichomonadida; Trichomonadidae. The record is from RefSeq and is a predicted model, not a curated record.